Lycium ferocissimum is the source of this 1167-nucleotide messenger RNA. RefSeq lists its product as uncharacterized. The coding region runs from base 352 to 1146 and encodes 264 amino acids. The transcript has 2 exons. The record is from RefSeq and is a predicted model, not a curated record. Lineage: Eukaryota; Viridiplantae; Streptophyta; Magnoliopsida; Solanales; Solanaceae.
UCUCUCUCCUCUCCUAUUUUCUUCUCGCCGGAGAUUCAAUCGGAAAAUUAACAAACCGUUUAUGGAUUGCCGGAGAUUCCUUUCAUCCGCCGUUAACAACCGAUCUCCGAUUUCUUUAUUCACUCCUUGGAUACGAUAUCUCCGGUUCAGUUUUUCCUGAUUUUUUCGUAUUCCUAAGAAGUUUAAACUCUUUCAGUAAAGCUGUCAUUUUUUUCCCAAAACCUGGAGGCGAAAUUUAAGCUUGAAUUAAGGAGAAGUGGUGGUGUGGCGCUUAAAAUGAUUUAAGUGCUUUUUAUGUCAACUUAAAAAUGGCUGCUUCUACUGAGUGUGACAAGCCCUCUACAUAAGAAAAUGUCUGGGAGGAAGGCUAAGACUUCUGGUUGGGCUGCAUUUGACCUUAAUGAGAGACUGAAGCAACAAGAUCGUGAGCCAGAGCCUGAAAGAGAAACCUUCCCUCACUUAUCCGUUCCUGCUACUUCAUUAAGUGGUCCAUCUCAAAGCAUUGGAGCAAUGUUAGAGAAGCCUUUUUCAUCCGUGCUGGUACCAUCUGUAAGUUUUCCGUCUUUAAUGGCUUAUAAAGGGUCUGAUGCAAAUCUUAUACAAGUUGGCAAUUCUCGUCUCAGCCAGAGUGAUGGCUUUACCAAAGAAAGAGAUUUUUUUGAGGUGUGUCAAAAGCUCAAGGAAUUCCAUCCAUGGGCUGAUGACACCUUGAUUGCGGAUGUCAUGGCUGGUGUAAAUGAUUUCAGUACGGCCUUAACAUUGUUGGAAGCAAUGGUAUCUCCUGAUAAUGGAUUUGAUAUUGACAAAUUCUUGACUCCAAAAGAAGCAGAUACUCCCUCCAUGCAAAAGCUUAAAGAAGUAGACACGGAUACUAAAGGAGUGAAGUCUAGUAAUAGGGAUUCUUUUACGACUACUAGUAAAUUUGCUGCUACAGACAGCGUGAAUCUAGACGAAUUGAGCGAUGCACUUGCUAAGUGUCUUCAGAGCAACAGUCGAGAACUAAUAAGCAACUGUGUUUCUCAUGAGAACAAACUUCAUUUUGAUGGAGCAGUGGGGAGUAUGACAUUUGUACCGGUUGAGCCUGAGUGGGAAGAGGAUGAUAUUUACUCGAUCCAUCGCAAGGACGCGAUGAAGAUGACAAGGUAGGUUUUACUUGCACUUGUCUAU